AUGAUGGGCAAACGGACGCAGUGUUAUCUGUGCGACCUGCCCAGGAUGCCGUGGGCGAUGAUCAUGGACUUCUCGGAGCCGGUGUGCCGCGGCUGCGUCAAUUACGAGGGCGCCGACCGCAUCGACCUCGUCCUCGAGUCGGCGAAGCAGCUGAAGAAGGCGCACGGCUUCCAGGACGCCCGGCCGUCCGCCUCCAAGACGUACCGCGCGACCGCCGGUCACACCGAGCACAACGGCGGCACGAAUCUCGACGUGCUACCGAUCCAGAACACGCCGCAGAGCAGCCACACGCGCCAUCACAACAUCGCCGGUUACUCGCAGCUGCACCACCGCAACUCCAUCACCGAGUACACCUCGGGCACGGCGGCGGCGGCCGCCGCCAGGCAGCAGGUCGGCCGUCAGCACGGCGACGAGGGCCACGAGAUCGCCAAUAGCAUAAGAAACAAUCCCCCGCGUCUGUCCAACGCCCAUUUGGCAGCGGUGGCCGCGCAUCAGAUGACCCUGCACAAUCGCAGCAUCACUCAGCUCAAGCGCGGCAUCUCGGCGAUCGACGAGGACGAACACGCCGAGAAGCGGCUCUCGUUGGAGGAGCAGCAUCCGGUCAGGCCGCCGCUGACGCGCGGCGAUUCCCUGCCGGCGGUGAGCCUCGCCGUCAGCUACGUCAACGACAGGAGCAAGGAGAAGCAUCCGGUGAGAGCGCCCAGCUUCGAGACGGCGACCACCUUCAAGGCCAACGGAGCAUAUGUCGGGCCGUCCAUACCGUUGGCACCGGCCAACGUCGCGGCCAACGGUGGAGGAUCGCCUCUUCGUCCAAGAACGAGUCCUCCACCGCCACCGCCGCCGAGCCAGGAAGGCGCCAACGACAAUACGCAGUCCAAUCAUCAUCAGGGCACGGCGAACGGCCCGUCGCCGAUGGCCGCCCUAAUGUCGGUCGCCGACAAUCUAACAUCGCCUGAGCCGGUGCCACCGCCGAACAAUCCCAGCCCCACCAGCAGAAGUCCGCCGACCACGGCCGCGAACGCUCAGCAACGCAGCGCUUCUAGAGGCUCCCAACACAGCCCGAACAGUUCAGGCUCGUCGGGCAGACGGUCCAGUAGUUCAAGGCAGGUGUCAUCGACGACCGUGACGACGUCUUCGGAGGGCGCGGUCGCUCAAGCUGCCGGCGCUGAACCGGUCACGGCGCCGACCCUCAAAUGUACUCUAUGCCAGGAGCGCCUGGAGGACACGCAUUUCGUGCAGUGCCCCAGCGUGCCGCAUCACAAGUUCUGCUUCCCAUGCAGUCGAGACAGCAUAAAGAGACAGGGUGCCGGCUCGGAGGUUUAUUGUCCGAGCGGCGAGAAAUGCCCGCUGGCGAACAGCCAGGUACCGUGGGCCUUCAUGCAGGGUGAGAUAGCUACCAUCCUGGGCGAGGAUACGGGCACCGGGCUCAAAGUCAAGAAGGAAAGAGAAACUUAA
This is a messenger RNA of Wasmannia auropunctata (little fire ant), 1455 nucleotides long. RefSeq names its product interferon regulatory factor 2-binding protein 1 (gene Pits). Gene Ontology annotation, biological process: regulation of transcription by RNA polymerase II. NCBI's taxonomy places the organism in Eukaryota, Metazoa, Arthropoda, Insecta, Hymenoptera, Formicidae. Gene Ontology annotation, cellular component: nucleus. Bases 1 to 1455 code for a protein of 484 amino acids. Gene Ontology annotation, molecular function: transcription corepressor activity. The transcript is spliced from 5 exons. The record is from RefSeq and is a predicted model, not a curated record.